Hibiscus syriacus is the source of this 1551-nucleotide messenger RNA. Its product is annotated as glucose-1-phosphate adenylyltransferase small subunit, chloroplastic/amyloplastic-like. Gene Ontology annotation, molecular function: glucose-1-phosphate adenylyltransferase activity. Bases 1 to 1551 code for a protein of 516 amino acids. The record is from RefSeq and is a predicted model, not a curated record. The transcript has 9 exons. Gene Ontology annotation, biological process: glycogen biosynthetic process. Lineage: Eukaryota; Viridiplantae; Streptophyta; Magnoliopsida; Malvales; Malvaceae.
AUGGCGUGCAUGGCUGCUCUCAGGUUGUCCGCUACCAUACCGAUCAACGGUUCUUCCGUUUCACGGAGCCACCGUGCAUCCACUGCUCCUCCGAACUUGUCGUUCUCCGCUUCCGCUCUUUUCGGUGACAAGGUUGAUUUCACAACCGUUCCAGGUUCCCACCAAACAAAACGGACUCCGUUCACCAUCUCCCCAAAAGCCGUUUCGGAUUCCAGGAACUCCCAGACAUGCCUUGAACCGGACACUAGUCGAAGUGUCUUGGGGAUUAUAUUAGGAGGCGGAGCAGGGACAAGGCUUUACCCACUGACAAAGAAGAGAGCAAAACCAGCUGUUCCGUUGGGAGCAAAUUACAGGCUAAUUGAUAUUCCCGUCAGCAAUUGCCUGAACAGUAAUAUAUCUAAAAUAUACGUACUGACGCAGUUCAAUUCCGCUUCACUCAACCGCCACCUUUCCCGGGCAUACUCGAGCAACAUGGGUGGUUAUAAGAAUGAAGGAUUUGUUGAAGUUCUUGCUGCUCAGCAGAGUCCUGAAAACCCAAAUUGGUUCCAGGGGACAGCAGAUGCCGUGAGGCAGUAUUUGUGGCUGUUUGAGGAGCAUAAUAUUCUGGAGUUUUUGGUUCUUGCCGGGGACCACUUAUAUAGAAUGGAUUAUGAAAGAUUUAUCCUGGCACAUAGAGAAAGAAAUGCAGACAUUACGGUGGCUGCAUUUCCGAUGGAUGAAAAACGGGCCACUGCAUUUGGUUUGAUGAAGAUUGAUGAAGACGGGCGAAUAAUUGAGUUCUCUGAGAAGCCCAAAGGGGACCAGCUGAAAGCUAUGCAGGUAGACACGACGAUUUUAGGGCUUGAUGAUAAGAAAGCAAAAGAAAUGCCUUUCAUUGCUAGUAUGGGAAUAUAUGUUGUGAGUAAAAACGUGAUGUUGGAUCUUCUUUCAAAUAAGUUCCCAGGCGCCAAUGAUUUUGGAAGUGAAGUCAUUCCAGGUGCUACUUCAAUUGGGAUGAGGGUACAAGCUUACUUGUAUGAGGGCUACUGGGAGGACAUUGGUACGAUAGAGGCAUUUUACAAUGCAAAUCUGGGAAUCACCAAAAAGCCAGUGCCAGAUUUUAGCUUCUAUGACCGUUCAUCUCCAAUCUACACACAGCCUCGUUAUUUGCCUCCAUCCAAAAUGCUGGAUGCUGAUGUCACAGAUAGUGUUAUCGGUGAAGGCUGUGUUAUUAAGAACUGCAGAAUUCGCCAUUCAGUUGUGGGUCUUCGAUCUUGCAUUUCAGAGGGUGCAAUCAUAGAGGAUACCUUACUGAUGGGAGCAGAUUAUUACGAGACUGAGGCUGAUAGAAAGUUUCUAGCUGAAAAGGGGAGCGUUCCAAUUGGUAUAGGAAAGAAUUCGCACAUCAAGAGAGCCAUUAUUGACAAGAAUGCUAGAAUUGGCGACGAUGUGAAGAUCAUUAACAGUGACAAUGUGCAAGAAGCUGCAAAGGAAACGGAUGGAUAUUUCAUAAAGAGUGGUAUUGUAACGAUAGUAAAGGAUGCCUUGAUUCCUAGUGGAACUCUAGUUUGA